UUUAGUUCUGGUUGUUUCAAUAGAUCCAUUCCCCGCCAGAAGUUGCAAACUCUACUUAUCAAGUUGGUUAAAACUGAAGUGAUCGAUCUUAUCUGAGCCCCAAAAAUAAUUAGUCCUAUCAUUUAACGUUAAUGCUCUCUGCCAAAUAUCAAUCUCUUUCAGUACUAGUGUUUCACAUUGAAAAAAUGUGGUGUUUAUUAAUUAUUUUAUUCGCGUUGGUUGGAACCAACAAAACGGAUUACAUUGCUGCCGUUGUUGAACACCAGCCGGAAAUAUCAGGUUACAGAACUUUGAAGGAUAAUAUGCGAUAUUAUUCUGCUCAAAUCCUGAACGCCUGUAGAGAAUAUCAAGCUCAAAUUAUUGUGUUUCCCGAAUAUGGACUAACAGGUUUCGUAGAAGAUCCCACCAAUUAUGCCUUCGAACUCCCAGAAGUAGGCGAAAAACUUACAUUUAGUAAAAAGGGCAUGUAA
Molecule: messenger RNA, 470 nt
Organism: Leptinotarsa decemlineata (Colorado potato beetle)
Lineage: Eukaryota; Metazoa; Arthropoda; Insecta; Coleoptera; Chrysomelidae
Product: vanin-like protein 1
Source: RefSeq, a predicted model, not a curated record